Molecule: messenger RNA, 10451 nt
Organism: Saccostrea cuccullata (small rock oyster)
Lineage: Eukaryota; Metazoa; Mollusca; Bivalvia; Ostreida; Ostreidae
Molecular function (GO): protein binding
Source: RefSeq, a predicted model, not a curated record
ACGAUUCCCCUUUACAGAAUUAAAUACCUUGGAAACAUUACCGUGAGUGAAGCAGUGCGGAUCAUGUACGCAUGCUUUUCAUUUUGGGCUUUGUUUGCAGGAUUUUGUUUCGGUUUAAAUAAAGGACAGACUUUGAAGGUUAAUUCAUUAGAAGAUGUUAGUAUCUAUAACAAGGUUAAAGAAGUUUGCGAUCUGGAGGGUCUCCGACACUUCCCGUACAUUCACUGUUUUGACAACGACCACGCUCCUAUAUACAUCGUGUUGAUGAAUGGAUCCAGCCUCAGUGACGGAACUAAAUGUCUUGUGUCCUGCAAUCAUAAGAGGGCUUUAUCUACGUGGAAGGCUUGUAUAGACGGAGAAUGGGUUGGGUCGGAUUUAAAAUGUGACAAGACACAAAAGAAAGGGCGUGGCCACAGUAGACAGAAGCGAUGGUGGUGGGGAGGUGAUGAUGGUGAUCACACGCCGCCAGAUAUAAGUUGUCCUUCGAAUAAAUAUGUCUAUGCUGGCUACACUGGAAGAGCACAGGUGUGGUACAACCUUCCGACAGCAACCGAUGGUGGCUCCCACGAUGGCAUUACAAUGGUAAGGACAUCUGGUAUAACAUCUGGAGACUUUGUAGAACUGGGUUCUCAUUCGGUAUGUUAUAUAGCCAAAGAUAAGUCUGGCAAUACAUCCAAACAGUGCUGCUUUACCGUGUAUGUUUUGAGUUGCAAAUCAAUACAAAAAUGUAGGCAGGUCACCUGUACAACUGCAUCCAAUCAAAGCUGUCGUCUAUGUAACCCUGGUUAUCACCCCGAAGGUCAAGAAUGCGCACCUACCUGCAGAAUACCUAAUUGCCAAGAUAACAGCUUUACGUGUUUAAGUGACACUGAGGGCAUCUGUACCAAAUGUGUGGAUGAAAAUAUAAUCUGGAAACCUAUAAAAAACAAAAGGAUCUGCGCAGCUAUGUGCUCAAUGGUAGAAAACCGAGAAUGUUGGCCCGGGACUUGUUCCACAAGUCAGUUAGGCACAGACUGUCACUGCGAUGCUGGUUUCCAUACUGUGAAAAACUCACGUGGAAGUGUCGCCUAUUGCCAGUUGGAGAAGAAGCCUGAGAUUUUAACAUGUAGGUCUAGCCUUAUUUUUACUGGAGGUGAAAUUGUUAUGUCCGACACUGAAGGAAAAUCAACGUCAUGUGACAAUCAGAAAGAUGGCUUUAUAAACAAAGUUCCUCUGCAGGCCAAUUUCACAAGCGAGGAAUCAUUCUCUAUCAAGGUAACCUCACCAAGAACUGACUUUCUACAACAUGGAAGCUGGAAUUACGGAAUAUCUGGUGGAGAAUUGGUCACCAUACACAAAAAAUUUAAUGGAAUGGAACAUCAGAUUCAAAUGUCUUUGUUUGACAACGUCAACACCUCUCAUUUGAAAAGUCUGGAUCAUCAAAGCAAAUUAAUGAAUCUAGGUGGACACUUAAAACUAAUUGAUGGGGAUGCAAUUUGCCUCAGAUUCAAAGCAACGGCGACCGGAUUUUUCAGAACGAUUGACAAACGUUCUUCCUCUCACGUCAUUUCUGAACAAAUCUUCAACGGUGAAACAAAAACCCAGAGAGAUGUGUGCUUUUGGUACGAUUCUCUGCCGCCAGAUCAUUGCUACAACACCAGAACGUGUUACAACGAGCCGAUUCAGAUACAAGACAGAAUAACAAAGAACAACAUGCUUAACAUUUCACUCUCCGGGUGGUUUGAUCCCCAGAAGAUUGAAAAUAGAGACUACAAUUCUUCUGGUAUAAAGAUGUUUGAUGUCAGCAUCUAUAUGGUUCCCCAUACGAAGGGCGUAUUGAAACCAGACACAACAGCUAUCUGGAAGAAUACAUCAAAAACGAGUUCAUGCCAGGAGGUUAUGCUAAAUCAAACAGGUCUUUAUGAAAUACACCUAGAGGUUGUUGAUAAAGCUGGUGCAGGCGGUAAUGUGAGAUCUGCCAGACGAUUUGUUCUGUUUGAUAACACAUCAAAAAUACAGAUCAAUGAAAACAAACCAUUAUUGGUGACCUCAGCACAUGAUGUAAAUGGCAAGUACUGGCAAACCGAAAAGAAAGCUAUCUGCAUAGACUGGACGGACAGAUUUUAUAAUACACAUCAUAGGACUAACAAUCUUCUGCUACCAAUAAAGCCGUCAAGUGCGUUCACAGGUGUUUUUGAGCAGCUUACAGGUCCCCUUCCUAUUAACGGUACAUUAAACGUGCACGGAAUAGUAAAAUUUGAGUAUUCAUACAGUAUAAAUAAUUUAUCAACAGAAAGAAAAACAGUCAGUCAGCUGAAUCAAUUUAUAUGUUCCAACGUUAGUAUUAGCGAUGGAGAUGAAGUAAAGUUUAGUAUCCAUUCACUGGACAUAAUGAACAAUACCAUAACAGACUCUGUGCUGAUUCUGAUUGAUACGUCUGUUCCUGAUAUUGAAAAUAUCUGGUUGAGAAGAAAUUCCCAUGGUGAUGUCUACGUUCAUAAUUCAAAAGAACUCUCAAAGAUGAAACUGAAAUUUGAAGCUUUUGAUUCGGAAAGUGGAAUAAAAUCUAUUCAAUGGUACUUGGGUUCAAAUGAUGGAGCUUCGGAUCUGGGAAAUGGAUCAUUUGGUGUAAACGUUCUUUCAAGAAAUAUAAGUUGUAACAAAAUCGAGAAUUGUUAUUGUCCAAAGCAUGGAAGCUGUGAACUUUACAACUAUACCCUAGACCUAUCGAAAAUUAUUACAGAGGCACAGCACAAUAGAGAGUAUUAUUUCACAGUUUUGGUGACGAACAACGCCGGUCUGCGUUCCUUGCAGCAUCUCGAUGUUCUUGUAGACGAAUCUCCUCCUGUCAAUGGUUCUGUAAAGGAAGGAAUCCCUGGAAGCCAAGAUCUCGAUUUUACUGCCACUGAAAAAAUAACUGUGAAUUGGAACGGGUUUAUAGACCACGAAAGCGGAAUAUCCCAUUACGAAAUAUUUCUUGGAAAACAAUGCAUACCCGAUGUAUUAGAUCUAAUGAGUAAUAUUUCAAGUGUAACUUCUGUGAUAGAAAGGAAGAUAACAAGAACGACAUAUCAAUCAUUUAAUCUUCCCGGGAAAGGUCAUUUUAUUUUUACUGUCAUUGCAUUUAAUAAUGCCUUAGAACCUUCAAAAGCAAGUUGUUCUGAUGGGAUACACUAUGCCGAGGCUUUUGAAGUGAUUGAUAAUAUCACAUCAAAAAGCUUUAACGUUGACGAAGGGGUUGCAUGUAUUAAUGAUGUACCUUUUUUGAUCACUACAAAGAUGAAACGCAUAAAGUUGCGAUCAGUUUCAAAUUGCUUUAGCAUAUGCCAAAACCUGUCCUUUCCGGACUUUCUUCAAAAUUUGCCCGAAGAAGCAACACAAAUAUAUAAUGAUUCAACCUACGCGCAGGGAAUAUGUUCACGAGUGAAACCGUAUAAAGAUAAUAUAAUAUUUAUCUCAUCAGAAUUCUGGAAAUUAGCAUGGGGUGUCAAGGACCGACAUGCAGUAAGAGAAUUUGAAAUAGGCAUUGGAAAUCACCCAUCUUCAAUGUCACAUCCAGAUCUCAAACCUUACACUUCAACUAUCUCACAGACGCAGUACCAGUUUGGCAGAGACGGUGUCGGAAGUCAAGAACGGCAUUACGUCUUUCUGAAGACAAUUUUCAAGUCUGGUGAAGAAAAGAUUUUAACGGUCGGACCUAUGUUAGUCGAUUCAAGUCCACCUACAUUCAACGGGGAUAUUCUCGUUUAUACUGAGGCUCCGUACUUGUUCAUUGGAUGGGAAAAUGAAACCUUUAUCGAACCAGAGCAAGGAAACGUCAUCGAAGAAAUAUUUUUUCGGAUAGGAACACUCGACAUGUUUGCAACGCCUCUUGUACAGUACUACCAUACCCAUUAUCUUGAGGACGACUGUCCAUUUUCCAAUGUGGUAGGAUGUACGAAGUAUCCCUUGAAGAAGAUUCAUUACAAUAAGCAGGACAACGAUUUCUUCGUGGAGUUGAUAAUCUACAAUAGAGUGGGAUUAUCCUCAAGAAAACGAUCCAAAAGUUUUCAUCUUCCUUCCAAGGUUCCACCCGGUGAUGGUAUAGUCAUAGACGUUGAUCCUGAUGCAGAUUCAUCCGAUAGAGAUGCUGAUUUUCAGAUAAACAAUUCGACCAUAUGUCUAUCGUGGAAUGGCUUUGCACAUAAUCAGAAUGUAUCCAUACAUGCAGGACUUGGUUCAACUCCAAAUUCAACAGACGUAGUUGCCUUUAUAAUAGUGGCUGGAAAUCGAUACUGCUUUAGAAACAUGUCGCUUGCAUCCAACACAAGGUAUUACUCUGUCAUACGUGCUAGCUGUUCCGGUGGGUCAUCGUACGCAGUGUCCGAUGGCGUGACUCUAGUCGACAUCGAAGCUGUUGAUAAAAGACUGCAGAUCUUUAAUGGACUGGGCUGCUCUGACCAAGAUAUUGUAUAUCCAUCUUAUAUUAACCGAAACAAAACACAUGCUGUAUAUUUUUAUAAGAACUUGACAGUUUUAGAAACAUAUACUUUGUUCAUCCAAAAUAUCAAUAUUACAGAUAAAUUAUAUACGCCUGUGUAUUCAAAGGGUUUUAUCGAAAGAGGAAAGGGUCAUCUAUUUGAUGCAUCAACAUUUGAACUAAUGAACCCAGAUGCUCAUGGAAGUAUAACAUUUGAAAGGUUUAACUUGUCGGACAAAGUAAUCGUUCUGAAGAAGUGCCAUUAUAAUAGAAAGACAUUUAGUACCAAAAAUACGCUGUCUCUGAACUGGAUGUAUAAAAUGUUGAAAGAUGACUACCCAACACAUUUUGAAAUAUCUAUCGCGAAGAUAGCAAAACAUGGGACGGAAAUAGUGAAAUCAGAGAUGUCUAGAAGGAGAAGAUUAACAUUUGUAAAUCUUACUUUGAAUAUAGACGAUACAUACUGUGGAAUAGUCAAAUCUUGUUUUUCAGUUUAUUGUUCAGAACCAGUCCUUGGGUCGCCUGUCAGAUUUGUUUCAACGCAAUCCAAAAUGAAUAUUAUUGCAACAAUGCAUAGCAAAGAUGAAGCCUAUAUAGUAGACAUUAAAGUCACACCUGAAGAAAUACCCCCAGAAGAUGGUCUUAUAAGAUGGAUGCUUUCGGAGGAUAUUCAUGGAAAAAGAAGGACGACCAAGUGGUAUUUUUUCUCAAAAGAAAAUUCUAUGGAGUCAUCCUUAGUCCUUUCCAGAGAAGAGAUAUAUUCAAAACAUCCUAGAUUCGCAUGCAUUGAAGAUACUCACAAUACAUUGCUAUCGCCCGUCCAUUGUGUUCUUAUUCAGAACACAUUUUCUUAUGGUACUAAUGGUGUGAACAUUUACCUAAUUGAUGAGAAAAAUCCAGAUUUACAAAAGAUGAAAACAAUGUCACAUAGCCGAAAUAUUGGGGCAAAUGUUCUUUUAUUUGAAAAAGCUCGCCUUCAAUUCACAACAAGUGAAACAAAAGUAGCUGGAAUAAUAGUAGGAAACCAAGGGUAUGAUUUUGAUGUAUAUCUAAUGACUAAAAACUUUAUUCCUGCAAGCGAGGAGAAAUGUCAUUCGGAGAAAAGCUGCUUAGAGUUCAUCCAUGCUAACGAUGGAUUUAUCACUUUUCACGGUUUGCACCUUACGCAUGGAGACGAAAUCUUCGUAUGCACUCGCUCAAGUAGAAUUGAUGCUAAUGCAGAGGAUACAGAUAACGAUAUUGAUGAGAAAAUAGAGAUCUGUAGUGAGGGAUUGAAAAUCAACGAUUCUCCUCCUUCUGCUGUGGAUAUCAAUAUCAAAAAUUUAGUUAACGGUUAUACGUCAGAUGUGUCUGAGCUAGAUGUUGAAUGGAAUAUACCGACUUUAUUUGUUCCCUUACUAGAGUUUCAAUACUGUGUCGGUACUGUACCGGGCUUGGAUGAUGUCUUGCCAUUUACGUCCUCGUACGAAGAAAGCAAAGUUACUAUCCGGAAUUUUACUCUUACACAUGGAUCUUCAUACUUCGUCUCAGUAAAAGCAAUUGACCGCUCGGGUCUAGAGUCGCUUUCGUCAUCGGCUGUCUUCACGGUAGACUUAUCUCCCCCUAUUCCUGGAAGAUUUAUUAUUGGUUACAAGGACAGUGAGGUGAAAAUCAGUAGAAAUACCCUGCCUGUCUUGAUUGAAAACUUUGAGGACCCUGAAAGUGGAAUAGAUCGAAUCACUAUCCGUGUUGACGGAGUGAACAAAAACUACACUUCAGAUUUCAUCGUAAAGGAUGGAUAUUCCCACAUAAAAUUCAACGAAAAUGUGACAGAUGGUUACAUAUAUAAAGCGAUUAUUUCAGUAACAAAUAGAGCAGGACUGACAACAGAAGUAGAAUCGAACACGAUUUUCAUGGACAACUCUCCUCCAACAAUUGGAUCUGUAUUUGAUGGAGAAGAAAUUGGAAGAGAUACGGACUACCAAACAAACACUAGGAGUAUAUCUACCUCAUGGGACUACUUUUCUGAUCCACACUCUGAUGUAGCGUUUUACAGGGUAGGAUUAGGAACAACUAAAACAACAACAGACGUAUUUGGAAUGACUUAUGUUGGAAUGAAAACAAAUUUUACAUGGGAAGAAGAGUUUGAAGUAGGAAGAAAGUAUUUUGUAUUUGUGGAAUCCUGCAAUGGAGUGCGAUUAUGUUCAAUAGCGCAUUCAGAUGGCAUUACUCUCGACAAAACACCACCGAUCCCUGGAGUCAUUAGUAUUGGUCACUCAUAUCAUGACUCCUUUAUACCGGAUAAGAGAUCAAUCACCAUACAAUGGAUCGGAUUUGAAGAUCCAGAAACAGAUAUUCAUUACUUUGAAUGGUGUCUUGGGCGUAGCAAAUAUGGCUGUGACGUCCGAGAGAAGGAAAAUGUUUUACUUGCCAAUAAAAUAUAUAAAUCUGGUCUGCGGUUGGCUCAGAAUGUUUCUUUAUUUGCCACAGUUUUUGCUUACAAUAAUGUAGGACUAUAUUCCAGUUCAACCUCCAAAAUGUUUAAGGUUGACGACACUGCACCUGUGUUAACCGAUACACCUAUCUUUUUAUCCCUCGACUCUCUUGAGGGGGCCUCAAGAUACCAGUAUGACAAUUCAAUAUUAAAAAUGAGAUGGAAAUUCGAAGAAAAUGAAUCAGCUAUCAUUGAGAUUCACAUCAUUAUUAAGGACACAAGGAAUGGCGAAGACUUGUUUGACCAAGCAGUCCGAGGGAACAUUGAUGAUACGAUUAUAACGAUUUCAGAAGGAAAGAAACUUCGAAAUGGCGACUCGGUUAUUGGAAUCGUUACUGCUUGUAACAUAGCAAAACUGUGUACCACAGCAUCUACGCGACCACUUAUCAUAGAUUCUUCAAGACCAAAUCAAGGAGGAUUUUCUUAUCCGAUUAACUGGAGACUCAUGAAAGAAAAUUACUGGUUUUAUAUAAAUUGGUAUGGGUUUUCUGAUGAAGAAAGUGAUAUUUCAAACUAUUAUAUCACUGUCGACAAGACAUACAGCGGAUCAAAUUUAUCUCAAGGACCAAUUAAAUGUUUGGGCAAUAGUACAAGCAUUCAUGUUCCAGUUAAUAGGACCCUUUGGAGCUUAAACGACGACGUAAUUCUCACAAUUUGGGCUAAAAAUGGAGCAGGAUUGACAAGUUUUUUUUCGAAAGUAACAGUAAAAGCGAGGGUUACCGACAACUCAUCCAUGAAUGGUCAAUUUUACAUACAACGUCAUUCGUGUUCCGUGCAUUACUGUAAUAACGACUGCACCUGCUCAGUAGUGGGAAAGAAAUGUACCACGUCAGCAUCAGAAAUGAAACACUGUAAAUCUACACCAGCCAGUGUAGGCAUUCAAGACAGUAAUAUCAUUAUACGCAAUGCAUUUCAGGAUGGGAAAAUUCUACCUUCGAGUUCCUGUGUGAGUGUAGAUUUUGAAAAGUUGAAUUUAUCCGUAGCCGAUACCGUUUUAAGAUUUGAAUGGUCUGUGGCGCUAGAAGGUGAGGAUCCUGGUAUUGGGUUUUAUGAUGAGAAAGAAUAUCCCUGGCGAGACAUAGGCAUGAGAAUGAGUGAUACGGAAUGUUUACCUGGACACAAAGAACUUGAAAAUGGAGCGUCAUAUGUUGUGUACAUCAGAAUCUGGAUUUCAUCAGAAGAUUAUUUUAUCAGAUUUUCAAAAGCAUUUACUAUUGAUACCCUAGGGCCAAUUGUUAGGAUGGGGAAGUAUAUCAAAACGUACUUAAAAAAUCACGCAAAACAAAACAAUGUUCGCUUCAUCACAGACAUAAAUGAUCAAGUCUGCGUUGAAUGGAAUACCGUGUUUUCUGAUGGAAAAGGAGAUAUAAAGGGCUAUUAUUUGAUGCUUGGGAGUCAGUCCAAAGCUGAUGAUAUCAUACGACGAAAAUGGAUGGGAAAACUAGAAGAACUGUGUUUAACAACAACAAACAUGACAGCGGGAAUCGAGUAUGUAUUUUCUAUUACAGCCGAAGAUGAAGUGGGGAUGACCAUGACAGCUGAAUCAACACCAUUUAAAAUUGACAACACACCACCCAUUGCUGGAAAAGUCUAUAAUACCAACAAAUACAGAGACAUACGAUACUCAACUUCUACCACAUCUCUUUCUGCAUCUUGGCAUGGCUUUAAAGAUGACAGUUCUCAUAUAUCUCACUUUCAGUUUCGAGUCAGAAACAAAAACAGUUUUCUUAACACGAGUCAAGAUAUCGGUAACACUACCUAUAAAACAUCUCUUUUUAUAAAUAAUAUUGAUUUAAAACAGGGGGAGAGUUACGUAAUUGAUGUUCGCGCUUCGGAUGGUGCAGGACUGUUUAGUCAAUUUAUUUCUAGCCGUCCCAUCUUGAUAGAUUCCACGCCACCUCUGGGGUUUUCAUGUGAACACAAAACAACGAAGAACGUGAACUUUGCUGUUCUGCCUGAUUUUGCUGAGUUCACAUUCAACGUAGAACCUAAUAUGGUCUACACGUUUACUUUUAAAGUCAAAGAGAGACAACUAAAAGAGUUAAUUUUCGUCAUCAACAAUAAAACUGAAAUUCUGUCCUUUGAUUCAACUAAUGGUGUUGAUAUGCUCUCUGAAUAUCGAUUGAUUUCAUCAGAAUCUCGAAGAGAACAUUACAAGGUGAUCUCAAAUGAUGUUGACAUGCUUAACAAUUUUGAAAUUAAUGUUUCUGAGUGUGACCUGAAUGUCGAUAGUGGACUGAAUGCAGUCGAAUUACAAGAAAUUCAUCCCUCUUUGUUGAAAGUGAGCACACAUGUUUAUGACCCGGAAAGUGGCAUAAAAAGUAUAAAAGUUUCAAUUGGAACAACUGCUUUUGGAAAGCAAAUAAUUUCUGAUUUUCUAAUGGAUCAGCAUUAUAAGUUUCUUUAUGUUACGAUUCCCCACAAUACCACAGUUUAUGCCUCAGCUAAAGUUUCCAAUGGUGCUGGUGUAAGUCGAUUGUUUUCUUCAAAAUCACUAGUUAUUGACGACACACCUCCUGUACUGGACCUUUUUGGUUCGAAUUUGGAGAUUGUUUAUGGGGAAAAUUCUACUUUUACGAAGUACAAAGGAACCUUUCAGGUGACGGACGAAGAAAGUGGAGUAAAAAGCUGCUAUUUUGCAAUCGGUUCGAGUCCAGCUUCAGAAAACAUACAGCCUUGGAGUCCUGCAGAUAUUUUGAAAGAAGAAUUUAUUUCGAUGGACUUCAAGAUCUUCCAUGGCAUGAAUGUUUUUGGGAAAGUAAAAUGCAGUAAUACCAUAGGUUUAGUUAAACAGAUGGUAUUUGAUCCAAUCGUAGUUGCUCUGGCACCUCCAGAUUCUAACAGAGCAUCCAUCAGAAUAAUCGAAAAAUGCGCUGAAGACAUUCCGGUCGUGUCAGACAAAAACGCACUUUUGCUGCAUUGGAAAGGGUUUUUCGAUUUCAUUUCUCUGAAAAAGUUUGACUUUAGAGUAUCAUCUGAGCAUAAAGCUUUGAGCCCUUGGAAAGCAUUAAAUGAACUUGAUUAUAUAAAUAUUGACGGAAUGCAGCUGGAGGACGGACACAGAUACAAGGCUGAGGUUAAAGCAUUCAACUCCUUCCAAAACGGAUCAGAGGUAGUUCAGCAAACGUUUCUGGUGGAGACUAGGGCUCCAAUCUUAACAGGUAACCGUCCAAAUGUUUCUAUGCAAGAAAACUAUGUCAUGAUUGAAUGGACUGGUGUUUUCAGAACACAUUCCGAACUUAAUUUGACAUUUGAAGUUAAUGUUGGAUCGCAGAAAUAUUUCAGUGAUUUGCUGCAGUCAAAGAGAACCAAGGAGAGUAAACUAAAGUUGGAUCUACCCAAGAACGAAAAAAUUCUGGCCAUUUUUCUGUCGAUUAAAGCCGAGUUUUGUACAGGACUGUUUUCCAUUUACUAUGGCACUCAUGCUCUCGAGUAGAAAUUAUUUGAUGUGUACCAUUGAUGCAUUCGUUUAAAAUUCCUUGCUUGCUUUUACAUUUUAGCCUUAUCAAUGUAUAUGUUAUCUUGUGUUUGAAUAAAAUA